ACACCUGGACCUGCUUCACAUUUCGCACCGAUAAGAAAUAGGAGACGAUCAGAGAGGAUUUUGUCACAGAGACAAAAAAGAAACUACACUAAGCUGAUUUUUUUUAUUUAGUUUUUCUUUUUAAGAAUAAAGUUUUUAUAAAUUAUUUACGUUUUUAUUUUUUUUCUAAAUUAUGAAUACCUUAAUGCUCUUAUUUCACUUUGCAUUAGUAACAACGAUUUACAGACAGACCAGUAAUGCAGCUGGAACCGCUGACUCAGUGACAGUAAAUGCCAACCAGACUGCAGUUCCCCCAGAAUCUCAUUUGAUGACAUCUCACCCUACAGAUUCAAUUACAACAAUGGAAAGCCGAAGCAGCCCUUCUGCCUCCUCUCCAGUAGUAAAUCACACUUCCACUGCUCCUUACCACUCCUCCUACACUGUUACUGAUCCUGGUAGCCCAAAUAGUACUGCUGCCAGCCCCACACUAACAGAGGAGGCUUUCCCUGUUCCUGGAUCAAACAUCUCCAGUACCAUCCAGCCCAAUAGCAGAGAGCAAACAGAACGAACCAGUGACACCAAUAACACCAGCAGCACAGAAACACUGACAUCGUCUCCUACAGGUAAAAGUGAUUACACCACUGCAACUGACGACAGCAUUUCAACAAGCGAAAUGAGAACUCUCCUUGAUUCCAGCACCUACAGUACCAUCCCCACCACUUCCACAGAUCAGGCAGAACCAACCAGCACUGAUGGCAUCAGCAGUACCGAAUUAUUUACUGUUUCAGACACCUCAAUCUCAACCAGAGACGGCACCUCUACUCCCACAACAAUGGUGACCAAGACCAUCCCUAUCAUUGCAACCACCCUGGUCCCAGGAUUUUGCUUGUCCAAUCCUUGUCCUUCUGAGAGCAUCUGUGUAGACCUCUAUGAAAACUUCACCUGCCAGUGCCUCUCUGGGAUGUUCUUCACUGGGAGCAGCUGCAUAACUGCUAAGGUCUUUCCUGGCAACCUUCAUUUGACAAAUUCGAAUUUUAGUACCCAGAUGUCUGACACAACGUCAAAAAUAUUUAAAGAGACGGCACAGAGCAUCUCAGAAAUGAUGGCGCAGGUAUUAAAGGACAAUGAAGGAUAUAAGGAAUCCAAAGUCAUCAGCCUCAAGCAGGGGAGUGUCAUCGCGUCUCUGGAGAAUAUAUUUGCCCACAGCUCUUCCAUCACGGAGAAGGACAUCGAGGAAAAGAUAGAUAAUGCUAUCAAGAACAACGAUUACCCACUUCUCAAUAGUGCAAAAUUCGUUGCCACAAGUGCAUGUGACUCUGCUCCACCUUAUUGUGACAGUAAUACUACCUCUUGCAACUUUGACAAUGGAAUCGUCUCAUGUUCCUGUCUGGAUGAAUACGUGCCCUUUUUGUUUUCAACAAGGACCUGCAUAGCUUGCCCAAUUGGUCAGAAAGCCGAAAAUGGGAGAUGUGUUUCAUGCCCCUUUGGUUAUUCAGGAUUCAAUUGCAGUGACUCCGCCUUGCUGGCAGUGGUAGUGAUCUCCUGUGUCUUGGGGGGGCUGCUGCUCUUCACACUCAUCGCACUGCUCAUCAUCUGCUGCAGGACUACGAGUAAAGGUCAUAACUAUGGCAGUCCGUACUCCAGCCCCAAUGCUGCUGAACCGUUGCCCAAUCAGGGAAUCCCUAAGAUCCCACGGGCCAACACAAACAACCAUUGGGAGCGGCCAGAAAUGGAAAUGACAGAAAAUGGCAACACACAGCCCAUGGCCGCCAGGGAACAAGUGCCAAGCAGACGGGGGUACUAUGAUGACCUGAAGAACUUUGCAGGAAGAAAUACUUCAAAGUACUCCCACCUUGUACAAGGCCAGGAAAACCCAUAUUUUAUUCAUGAGGAUGAAUAUGGCAAGUAGAAGCUCAUCAAGAGUGGCCAUGCUUAUUGCAGAACAGCAUCUCGUUGCAUAUGGAGCAUCAUGCCUUCCUGAAGACUUUUGCAUGGUAGUGUGAAUAGGUUCAGCUUGUGUAUAAAGUGGUAGGGAAAAACUUGGUAUUCUCUAUCAUUUCUAAGGGUAACAUUUAAAAUCUGCAAGUAUUCUUUCAUUGGGAUAUGUUUUAAAUAUGUCUUAUCCCCAUAGUUACCUUAAAGGUACUUUUUGUCAUCCAUAAAAAAAGUUUUGUAAUCUUUUCUUCCCAUGAAAUAAUUAUUUUUAAGAAAACAGCCAACUCACCGCAUUUGACUUUAUCCCAUUUCGAAGCAUGUUUCUUGAUUUAGAGCACAACAAUUUCUACUACAAUGACAAGAUUUUGAGCAGUGUUAAUAAGCCUCAAAAUAGCAAGAUGUUCUGGGUUAGAUAACAAGAUUGUUAAAUAUAAAUGUUUUUAUUUAUGGAUAUUUUUUUGUUAUUCUGAACACAACAAAAAUAAACAUUAUCAGAGAGAAAGCUUCUGGAAUCAAGUGUUUUCAAGUUGUUUUGGGAUAGCUUAAAUCAUUGGGUGUUUAUUUUUUGCACUUAAUGCAUUUUUAUUUUAUUUUAUAUGUUUGUCUUUGUAUGCCAAAAUGUUUCAGUUUAAAAGGUGCAAAGAUUCAGUGCAAAGUGCAUUUUUUUCUAUUUGGUAUGCUAAGAUUCCAAGGAAUAAACACCAUCUGCCAAGUAAAUGAGAUGCUACAUUUAAAUGUACAUAUAUUUGUAAAUAACCUGCUGUUUUUAAUAACAGUAAAAAUAUGCAGAUGAAAACAAA
Messenger RNA from Paramormyrops kingsleyae, 2714 nucleotides. The record is from RefSeq and is a predicted model, not a curated record. NCBI's taxonomy places the organism in Eukaryota, Metazoa, Chordata, Actinopteri, Osteoglossiformes, Mormyridae.